AGAUUUGAUUUGCUUUGUUCCAGAGUUCGAUGUGGGCGGUGAAGGUAGUUUUUCUGGGGUUUUCGGCCCUCUUGGUCACUGUGGAGCUGAUCAGCAGGUUCCUUCAUUGCCGAAAGCCCAGAAGAACCACAAAUGAGGUCCUUUUCUUCCCCUCAAAAGAGGUCUGCGUGGAGCGCCUCUUCAGACCCUCCCUGCCUGAUUCAUGCACGUGCCCGCUGCCUCACGGCAUCGAGACGUCUUUCUCCCUCCUUCUCCGCCACAUCCUGUCUGCCUCCUCCUCCAUGGACUUGUGUAUUUUCGCGUUUUCCAACGUGAGCCUGUGCCGAGCUGUUCUGGAGCUGCAUCGCAGGGGCGUGAUCAUCCGAGUCCUCAGUGACAAGGACUACGCCGCCAUCAACGGCUCCCAGAUAGGCGUCCUGCGCCGGGCCGGGAUCUGCGUGCGCUGCGACUGCAACUCUACCUACAUGCACCACAAGUUUGCAGUGGUGGACAAGCGGCUGCUCAUCACCGGCUCCCUCAACUGGACGCUGUCAGCAGUGCAUAACAACAUGGAGAACAUUAUUGUGACGGACGAGCCUGACCUGGUGCAACCCUUCAUCGGGGAGUUCAACAGGUUGUGGGAACACAAUAAUAAAGCCAAGUACCUGGACUCCAGUGAUCAGAAACCCGCUCAAAAACACUGA
This is a messenger RNA of Salarias fasciatus (jewelled blenny), 683 nucleotides long. It is a transcript of the gene pld6, whose product is annotated as phospholipase D family, member 6. Lineage: Eukaryota; Metazoa; Chordata; Actinopteri; Blenniiformes; Blenniidae. The record is from RefSeq and is a predicted model, not a curated record. Bases 30 to 683 code for a protein of 217 amino acids. Gene Ontology annotation, biological process: piRNA processing. Gene Ontology annotation, cellular component: mitochondrion. Gene Ontology annotation, molecular function: RNA endonuclease activity producing 5'-phosphomonoesters, hydrolytic mechanism. The transcript has 3 exons.